Molecule: messenger RNA, 120 nt
Organism: Racocetra fulgida
Lineage: Eukaryota; Fungi; Glomeromycota; Glomeromycetes; Diversisporales; Gigasporaceae
Source: the annotation of a GenBank genome assembly
AUGCCAGCUAGUCAUGUGGCUGGAAAUAAUUUAUUAGAUAGCAUUGUUGAUUAUUCUGAAAGAGUAGCAAUAGUUAAUGUGCUGAGAGUCACUGUAACAGACUGGGUAGAAAAUAGUUGA